Molecule: messenger RNA, 1996 nt
Organism: Molossus molossus (Pallas's mastiff bat)
Lineage: Eukaryota; Metazoa; Chordata; Mammalia; Chiroptera; Molossidae
Gene: SLC39A4
Product: solute carrier family 39 member 4
Exons: 12
Coding region: 26-1996 (656 amino acids)
Biological process (GO): intracellular zinc ion homeostasis; zinc ion import across plasma membrane
Cellular component (GO): membrane
Molecular function (GO): zinc ion transmembrane transporter activity
Source: RefSeq, a predicted model, not a curated record
AGCACUGAUCCUCUGUGGCCUCGGCAUGGUGGUCUCGGCCGGGCAUCAGCUGGGGCUGCUGCUGACUGUGCUGGUGGUGACCGGGACAGCAGCCCAGCCUGCUCGCCUGCUGACUUCGCUGUCUUCGGGGCAAGGUGCUCUGGACCGCGUGGCUCUGGGCAGCCUGUUAAAUACACUGGCGGCCCGUGUGCACUGCACUUCAGGGCCGUGUGGAAAGUGCCUGUCUGUGGAAGACCUCCUGGCCCUAGGCAGGCCUGAGGAGCCAGGGCUGACCCCAGGUCCCGUCCUGGAGCCCACACACAUCGCCCGCCUCAGUGCAGCUGCUGCCCUCUACCUCAGCGAUCCUGAAGGCACAUGUCAGGACAUCCGGGCUGGCCGCUGGGCCUCCCAAGCUGACCGCCUUCUGGCCCUGCUGGAGGGCCCCGGGGCCUUGACCUCAGGCCUAAGCAGGCUGCUGAGGAGGAUUCAGAUCCAGACCACCGGCCUGCCCAGUACAGAGGAGGCCUGUGUGGACCUGCUGCAGCUGCUGGAUGAGGCAGCAAGGGCAGGGGUCCCCGGCAGCCCUGGCCCUGUUUUGGCUGCUCUGCUGGACCAUGUCAGGAAUGGGUCCUGCUUCCACACCCUGCCGAGCCCCCAGUACUUUGUGGACUUCGUGUUCCAGCAGCACCACAAUGACACUCCCAACAUCACACUGGAUGAGCUGGCGGCCUUGAUGCAGCGCCUGGGGGUCGGUCGAGUGGCUGGGACCCAUGGUGAUCACAGUGACUACAAUCACCACCAUCAUCUGGAAAAGAGGGCCAACCCUGCCACCCCCAAUAGCAACUCCAGCGUGUGGGACACAGUAUGCCUGAGUGCCAGGGAUGUGAUGGCUGUGUACGGGCUAUCCGAGCAGACUGGGGUGACCCCAGAAGCCUGGGCCCAGCUGAGCCCUGCCCUGCUCCAGCAGCAGCUGAGUGGGGCCUGCAGCCCCCGGCCCAGCCACGGUGCCCAGAACCAGCUCAGCCAGGCAGAGACAUACCUGUACAGCUCCCUGGCCACGCUGCUCAUCUGUCUCUGCUCAGUUUUCGGCCUCCUGCUUCUCAUCUGUACUGGCUGCAGCUCGGUCUCCCACUACAUAAUCCAGAUGUUCCUGGGCUUGGCCGUGGGCGCACUCACUGGAGACGCCCUCCUGCACUUGACACCCAAGGUUCUCGGGCUGCACCAGCAUGGUGGACACAGUGAGCUUGAAGGGGAUGAGGACCAUGGCCCACAGCCCAUCUGGCGCCUCCUUGUUGCACUUGGGGGCUUCUACAUCUUCUUCCUGUUUGAGAAACUCUGUGACCUCUUGCUGCCCUUGGACCCAGAGGACCAGAAGGAUGAGCCCUGCAGCCACACUGGCCACGGUGGCCACAGCCACGGCAUGUCUCUGCAGCUAGCGCCCAGGGAACUCCGGCAGUCCAAGCAGCCCCACGAGAGCUCCCGAGCAGACCUGGUGGUGGAGGAGAGCCCUCAGCUGCUAAGCCCUGGGUCCCGGAGACUGAGCCCAGAGCUGAGGCUGCUGCCCUACAUGAUCACGCUGGGCGACGGCCUGCACAACUUCGCUGACGGGCUGGCCCUGGGUGCUGCCUUCGCGUCCUCCUGGAAGACUGGGCUGGCCACCUCGCUGGCCGUGUUCUGCCACGAGGUGCCGCACGAGCUAGGAGACUUCGCGGCCCUGCUGCACGCUGGGCUGUCGGCUCCCCGGGCGCUGCUGCUGAACUUGGCCUCGGCGCUCACGGCCUUUGUCGGCCUCUACGUGGCGCUUGCGAUGGGCGUCGGCGAGGAGAGUGAGUCCUGGAUCCUGGCGGUAGCCAUCGGGCUCUUCCUCUACGUGGCGCUCUGCGACAUGCUCCCAGCCAUGCUGAGCGUGCGGGACCGGCGGCCCUGGCUCCUCUUCUUGCUGCACAACGUGGGCCUGCUGGGCGGCUGGACCAUCCUGCUGCUGCUGUCUCUGUAUGAGGACAGCAUCGUCCUCUGA